Echinostoma caproni is the source of this 372-nucleotide messenger RNA. The record is from the annotation of a GenBank genome assembly. NCBI's taxonomy places the organism in Eukaryota, Metazoa, Platyhelminthes, Trematoda, Plagiorchiida, Echinostomatidae.
AUGUUUAGCAACUUCAGCGAUAUCUACAUAAAUAUCCCCGCGCAUAAGCCGUACGAUAUACUCAAAGAAGCACUCCUUUGUCGUAUGGCGGUUACAGAAGAGGAGCGCAUCCAGCUUCUCCUGUCAGAGAUCCAAUUGGGAAAUCUUAAGUCAUCCCAGUUGCUGCGUCAAAUGCAUGCGUCGGUCGGCAAAAACACGCUCGACGAUUCAGUACUUUCGAUGUACGUCCAGAACCAACUAGCUGCUGCCCGAGCCAUGGAGCAGGCUCAGCUUUUCCAACCUUCACUGGUGAACGCUGGGAGCCCGGAGCCAAUCAUCUUUCAGCAGACGUUCUCCAAUCCUACUCAAGGUAAGCUCCCUACGAGCCCAUGA